AUGGGCCACUUUAUGGAUGGAGAUGGGCCUCUGUGGCCAUGGUGGGCGUCAAUGGUCGUCAUUUCUUGCUGCAACUUCCUCUUCUUCAGGCACACGCGGCUGCGGUCUCGGCCGGCACACACGCCGCAGGAUCGUCGCUACCUUCGCUAUCUGCGGAACCUUUGCGUGCCCUUCCUCUUUGAAUGUGCAUGGCGGAGUGUGUUCCCAAGUCUCUACAACGAGCGCCAGGUGCUGUUCGACACACCCCUGAAUUCGAUCCUUCUGGAUCGGAGCUUGGCGGCGAUCGGGGAGAUUUGUUGGGUUUUGCAGAUCUGCUUGAUACUGGAGCAGCUCGCAACAGACCUGCGGCAGCACUGGAUGAAGGGCUGUUGCGGCAAGUGCUUCGUCGAGUUCUGCAGCAUGAUCAUGGCUCUGCUGGCUUUCGUCGGGGAGUUCUUCUCCUUUGUAGGCACGUUUACCACCAAUGCCUACUUUGAGGUCUUGGAAGCCAUGUGCUGGUGCUCCCUCUUCGCCCUGGCCUCGCUGGCGUCCCUCACGCUGCUGGUGCGGACGCACAUGGCCGGGGCAUGUGGAGUGGCCGCCAAGCGGUUCAUGGUUGUGCUCACACUGCAGGGCUUCUUCUAUUGCCCCUACAUGAUCCUGUACAACAUCCCCAUGUACUGGCGGAUUUUCCGGCACGACGAAGAGCAAGGCAAAACCUACCUGUCUAUCUUUGAGGGCAUCGUGGACUCUUGGAGGACCCGUGAAAGGUGCCAAGAAUGGCGCUGUUGGAGGGAUGACUGGUUCUGGAUGUCCUUCUACUUUUCUUUCGCAGUUUGGAGCAGUAUCUGCAUGAUGUAUGCUCCAAGACUGAGAUUUGCUCGCUUGACCAGCCAGGCUGGUGCACUGUAG
Molecule: messenger RNA, 891 nt
Organism: Symbiodinium sp. CCMP2592
Lineage: Eukaryota; Dinophyceae; Suessiales; Symbiodiniaceae
Source: the annotation of a GenBank genome assembly